GUUAAGUUAAGCAGAAAGCGAAACGAAAGCAGAAGCAAGCAAAGCAACACUGUUGAUAGUUACUAUGGAAUAAUUAAUUGUUGAAAAAUGUAAUGUAAACAACAUUUAAAUUGGUUCUUGUAAUGCUGUUGCCGUUAUUUUAUUGCUUAUAGUUUCGUUAGUGUAAAGUUUUAGUUUUUGUAGUAAUCCAUUUCCAAACACUGUAUGCUAGUGUUGGUAUAAGUCAGACGAAAUUUUGGAUUUGUAAAUUUUUUGGGAUUAACAAUGAGUGACGACUUAUUGGGCAUUGUAACCAAAUAUAAUAUCUUGGCUAAGGCUCAUUCCGGACAUGCUGUUCACAUUAAGGAUAAAACAAUGUUCCCUUUCCUUGCAUUUUGUUUGAGCUCAGAAGAUGCUAGCCUAGAAGUUAUCGACUUGGCGAUUGAGACAUUACUAAUUUUUGCCGAAAAUGAUUCCAAUGCUAAUGAAAUGAAGAGGACAUUUGGGGUGUUUGAAUCGGUGGAACUAAUUGCCUCUAGAAACGAUAUGCCGGAAAAUUUGAAAACUAAAGCUAUGCAGCUAAUGCAGAAAAGAGACUGCAAAGAAUACCCUGCACAUUGCACUCGAAGUAGGACCAGAACACAGGAAGAAAAUAUGAAAAAGAGAAGAGCUAACAAAAUGAUUAUGCUUCACAUUCACGGACUGAACAAUGAUAAUGAAAAAGAAGUGUCGUCUGUAGCUGUACAAGUCCCAGGAGUUGUGUCUGUAGUAUUGAAUGUACUCCACCAGAGGUGCAACGCGCUGUGUUACAAGGAGGCCAAGGCUGUGGACAUUGCUGAGGCCAUUUACGACGAGGUGGGACUCACCACACAACUUGUCAACAAGAAUAGAUACGGACAGGAGUAUCUAGUUCCACUUCUGGAGACAGACAAUGAUGACUCUUUGUCUUCACUCCCGCCGUACCUGAAAGAAGAUGAUUCUCCCGUGAAAGAUAAAGCGGUCUCUAGCGUGUUCCUUAUCAAAGACAAAACAGCCAGUUGGCUUAACUCUACCGUUGAAUUUCUCCAAAAAUCUUUUUACUGGUGAACAAAAUAUUGUUAAUUUUUAAAGACCAAGAGUUUUUGUUAAAUUAUUGAGUUACUACAAUGGGUUUUUACUGUAUUUGACUGCAUUUGCUCUUGUAAAGGAAUAGAAAUGUUAAACAAGAGCAAGUUUCUCGAUAUGUAAAGUAUGUGAUAGUUUACUUCUAUGUAAAAAAAAUUCUAACAGUGCUGGAAAGUUUUUUUUUAUUUUUUUCUUAUAAUGUCUAUUAUAUAUACUUUGUUAUUUUGGUAUUAAAACCUCCAUUGAUGUUUAGGAAUCACUCUUUUUAUUAUUUUAGUUUAUUUCAUCACUAGGGUGUAAAGUGACCCUUUUCGACCCAAGUUCAAGUAUUACGAUCGAGGAUUUAAAAGAUGUUUUUUGCGAUUUUGAUGAUCGAUAUUUUUCGUCAUAUUGCACCAUUAUUUAAGCAAACUAAAUUAGAAAAUGAUAAAACUUUACAUCAAAAAGGAACCUCUCAAAACAACUUUUAACUAGUUUUCAAUUUAGUGGAUGCAUACAUGCAGCUGUUUAGUAAGUGAUUCAAUCAUUUUGACUAUUACGAUUGUGUUAUUGUACAAUAUAUUAUCCAAAUGUCAAACUGGAAAAAUAAUAUACAACCGAUUUUAACGAGCUAUACAUACUUGCGAUAAAUGUGAUUACUUACAGCUUACAACAGCUGAAUUUUACUCCCUAGGGGCUAAAAUGCUUUUUACUCCCUAAGGAGUAAGAGGAUUUAAUUAUCUUCAAGUUUACGUAAAGGUUGUUAUAGCUAUUCACCACCAGAUAAAUGAUACUUUUGCAUGAGGUAAACAUUGGGAGACUGCAUGGCAAGUGUGUCAGCCUGCCCUACUUUUUUUAUCUACCUAGAACAGCUGGCAGAAGACGAAAAGUAUCUCCAACAAUGUCUCUAGUUCCUUUAAUUACUCACAUCAGUUCUGUAAGAUUCGUGAUGCUGUGAUUUUUUAUAUAUUUUUUAGGUGUAAGAUUACAAAUUUCAUGUUUACUGUGAAAUAAAUUUUUG
Molecule: messenger RNA, 2083 nt
Organism: Macrosteles quadrilineatus (aster leafhopper)
Lineage: Eukaryota; Metazoa; Arthropoda; Insecta; Hemiptera; Cicadellidae
Product: armadillo repeat-containing protein 1-like
Exons: 5
Coding region: 265-1065 (266 amino acids)
Source: RefSeq, a predicted model, not a curated record